Molecule: messenger RNA, 1548 nt
Organism: Octopus sinensis (East Asian common octopus)
Lineage: Eukaryota; Metazoa; Mollusca; Cephalopoda; Octopoda; Octopodidae
Product: mannose-1-phosphate guanyltransferase alpha-A
Exons: 12
Coding region: 217-1542 (441 amino acids)
Biological process (GO): biosynthetic process
Cellular component (GO): cytoplasm
Source: RefSeq, a predicted model, not a curated record
AGCAUAGUCUAACGACAGUCGAAACAAUUUACGGCACAUUCCUGUGUUGACAACGUGGAUAAACUUGUAGAGAAGUCAGCUUGCAACCACGUAGUAUCCACUUGUAAGAUUAAUUAGACAGUCUACAUAAAGUUCAGUGCUGGUUCCAGCCUUGUAUGUUGUAUGAUAUUUUUAUAAUUAUAAUAUAAAGGACUUUCGUAACGUCUUGGACCAAAAAUGAUCAAAGCUGUCAUUCUUAUAGGAGGACCGAUGAAAGGUACUCGGUUCCGGCCAUUAUCCUUGGAUCUUCCAAAGCCCCUGUUUCCUGUAGCAGGAUUUCCAAUGAUAUAUCACCAUAUUGCUGCCUGUUCCAAAGUGCCAAACUUGCAAGAGAUUCUUCUAAUUGGGUUCUACCGACAUUUAGAGCCUCUCAAAAAGUUUAUUGCAGAAUGUCAACAAGAAUUUAAAGUACAAAUUCGGUAUCUCCUAGAAUAUACUGCCCUAGGAACUGCUGGUGGCUUGUUUCUUUUUCGAGACCAAAUUCUAAUUGAUAAUCCAAAAGCUUUCUUUGUAAUGAAUGCUGACGUUUGUGGAGAUUUCCCUCUGCUAGAAAUGUUGAACUUUCAUAAGGAAAAUCCUGCAGGAUCAUAUGGAACUAUUCUAGGUACCGAAGCUACACGACAACAAUCUUUAAGGUUUGGCUGCAUGGUAGAAGGAAAAGCAACACAUGAGGUCUUACAUUAUGUUGAAAAGCCAGAGACAUUUAUUAGUAAUAUCAUAAACUGUGGGAUAUACCUCUUUAAUCCAGAAAUUUUCCAAGCAAUAGAAACUGCCUUCAAGAAGAAUGCCAAGGAUAGCUAUAAUAACAUCCUGUUUAUAAUUAAUAACAGUGCCAAAAUUAAGAACUUCAGCACUCAAAACACACUUGAUGAUCCUGUCCAGUCUCGAGAAAUGAUACGUUUAGAACAAGAUAUCUUCGUACCAUUAGCAGGAAGUGGAAAAUUGUUUAUUUGCCACACCAACAAAUUCUGGAGUCAAAUAAAAUCAGCUGGAGCUGCUAUAUAUGCAAAUCGCCAUUAUCUUGCCAUUUACAACAAAACCCACCCAGACAGGUUGGCUGUGAAUUCAGAAGAUUCUCCAAAAAUCAUUGGUGAUGUCUAUAUCCACCCUACUGCUCAAGUAGACCCUACAUGUGUUGUUGGACCAAAUGUGACAAUUGGUAAAAAUGUGAAAGUGAAAGCUGGUGUCCGAUUACGUGAAUCAAUUAUUUUGGAAGAUGCAGUUCUCCAGGACCACAGUUGUAUUCUGUACAGUAUUGUCGGUUGGAACAGUAUCGUAGGAGCUUGGAGCCGAGUUGAAGGCACUCCUAAUGACCCGAAUCCAAACAAACCCUUUGCAAAGCUUGAUAUCCCAGCCUUAUUUACAGAUGAUGGUAGACUGAAUCCUUCCAUAACAGUCAUAGGUUCUAAGGUUCAUAUCCCUCCAGAAGUGAUCAUUUUGAAUUCUAUAGUUCUUCCUGACAAAGAUUUAAAUUCAAGUUACAAGAAUCAAAUUAUUUUGUAAAAGUUG